Molecule: messenger RNA, 2693 nt
Organism: Nasonia vitripennis (jewel wasp)
Lineage: Eukaryota; Metazoa; Arthropoda; Insecta; Hymenoptera; Pteromalidae
Product: apoptosis-inducing factor 3
Exons: 6
Coding region: 424-2184 (586 amino acids)
Cellular component (GO): cytoplasm
Molecular function (GO): flavin adenine dinucleotide binding; 2 iron, 2 sulfur cluster binding; oxidoreductase activity, acting on NAD(P)H
Source: RefSeq, a predicted model, not a curated record
UGAUGAAUCGUCUGCUUGUGCGUGCUCAUAUGCGCGCCAAGCUGUAGGAAACUCAUAGGUGGCGCCGCCGAGCGGUUGGGUAACAGAACUAACGGCCUGUUACCCAAGCUUUCGUCCCCCCAUUUUAACCCAGAACCGUUCUUCUAUAGGAAGUCUAUAUUCGUUGGACCUAUUAUAAUAGCGAUCGAUGGAAUUGAGAAAUUGGAGUCGGUUGUUGAAUCGAGAGGUUACGGUCAGGUGGGACUCGACAUUGUGAAAGUAUUAUAUUUGAGCGGCACCGCGAGGCCUUGAUUAUGAUGUAUUGUCCUUAGUCGCGUGCACUUUCGCCUCGGUUUACAUCGUUUUGUAAUACCAAAGGGACUUUCGAAUUGGAGCUCCAGCCUCUCACUUCUCUAAAAAAUUUCCCAGUGGUCAUAGACCAGAAUGUCAGACAAGAGAAGGAGCAACGAAAACAGUCCAGCUUGUUCGCCUAGGAAAGUCAAUAAAAAAUCCACACGUGCCAAUGUUCCCAGUUGUAACUGUGCUCGUAAGACAGAGAAUACAGACUACAUCGAAGAUGUUGUCUGCAAGGAGACGGACAUCCAAGAAAACGAGAUGAAGACUCUUCCUCUUGGCGAGGAAGGAGGCAAGAUAUUGCUGAUCAAGCAGAAAGGAGAGCUGCAUGCUAUUGGCACCAAGUGUACGCACUAUGGUGCCUUGUUGCAUACCGGAGCUUUGGGAGAGGGAAGAGUCAGGUGUCCCUGGCACGGAGCUUGCUUCAACAUCAAGAAUGGAGAUAUCGAGGAUUACCCUGGACUAGAUUCUCUGCCGUGCUACAAAGUCUCUGUUGGUGAUGGCCAAAUCAGAGUCAGGGCAAAGCGCUCAGAACUUUUGGCUAACAAGAGAACAAAGGGCAUGUGCAAACUGAAACAAAAUUAUCCCGAAACUGUUGUUGUAGUCGGUGGAGGACCUGCAGGUGCCACUUGCGUUGAAACUCUCAGGCAAGAGGGUUUCCAGGGACGUAUACUGAUGGUUUGCAGAGAAGAUGUUCUACCUUAUGAUCGAGUUAAGGUUUCUAAAACCAUAGAUUUUGAUGUACAGAAAGCUUUAUUGAGGCCUCAGUCUUUCUACAACGAACACAAUAUUGAAACUAAAUUGGGAAAUGCUGCAAUUAGCUUGAAUGUAAACAGACAGAUAGUUACUCUGAGUGAUGGCGAAGAGUUGCACUAUAACCACUUAUUUAUAGCCACAGGCUGCAAACCCAAGAGACCAGAUUUUCCAGGGGUAAAUUUAAAGAAUAUUUAUGUGAUGAGAGAUUACACAGAUUCCCAAGGUGUAAAUAAAGAACUAGGAAGCGAUAAGCAUGUUGUGUGCUUUGGCUUGGGAUUUGUUGGUAUGGAAGCCGCGGCUUAUUGCAUAGACAAAGUUGCAUCGGUAACAGUAAUUGGACGAUCUCCUACACCAUUCAAGUCUGUAUUUGGCGAAGAAAUAGGAAAUAGAGUGAGGAAGGAAUUUGAAAGCAAAGGAAUUAAAUUCAUAUCUGACAGUGGUAUUGACAAAUUUAUACCAAGGGAAGAUCAUCCAGAUGUUGUAAGCAAAGUUGAGCUAAAAGAUGGAAGACAGUUACCAGCUGAUAUUGUUAUAUUAGGUAUUGGUUCAACUCUGUACACCGACUGGAUGAAAGAUUCAGGGGUAACAAUGUUAGAUGAUGGCAGUAUAGAAGUAGACAAGUAUCUGAGAACAAACGUACCAAAUGUCUAUGCUGGAGGUGACAUCGCAUAUGCACCAAUUUACUCUGCUGGAAUCUCAGCAACAAUUGGACACUACCCCUUAGCCCAUUAUCAUGGGAAAAUAGCAGCGAUAAAUAUUUGCAAAAAAGUGACACCAUUGCAGGCUGUGCCUUUCUUUUGGACAACGUUAUUUGGAAAAAGCUAUCGUUAUGCUGGAUACGGUACACCAGAAAGAAUCAAAGUUCAUGGAUCUUUGGAAGAUUUCAAAUUUUUCGCGUAUUACUUUAAGGAUGGCAAAGUUAUAGCCAUGAGCAGUGUAGGUAGGGAUCCGAUUGUGGCCGAUUUUGCAAACUUACUCUACGAAGGUAAAUCCUUAACAGAAGAGGAAGUUGAGAAGGAUCCAAUUGGUUGGAUACGCAGCAAACCAAAGGAUCUUCAAGCUUCUAUCAAACCAGACACUCAGACGCAACAAUGAUAAAUAUUAAAAUUUGAAUUUUGCUGAUUACAUUUUGAAAUUACUGAACAAACUGCUUAGGUGAUCAAAGAAUUCAAGUUGAUGGUGCUAAUUUUAUGAUCAAAUCCAAGAUUUAAAUUGAUUUGUCCAUGUUACGAGCGUGGGACCAAGAUUCUCUAUAAAGAUUUUGUACACCUCUGUCCUCUUCGAAUAGCAAAAGCAUUGUAAAAAAGAUAAUAACUCAAUGCUUUUCCACAAGCUUGUGAAUUAUAUUAGAAAAAAAAAAUUGUUAACUUAAGUGAUAAUUUGUUUCUCACCAGUAUUUUGUAAGAUAUAAUUUAUUUGCACUUUUGCAGGUAUUUAUAUAUAAUUUACAAUCAAAUCAUGUUGUGGCUAUUACAACAUAAGACAAUAGACCAGAAACUAAUCAAAUGUGUUUCUAAAUAACUAAAGUUGUAUGUGGUAUCAAAAAAAGAUACUGAAGAUGUUGAAAGUAUUUUAAUAUAUUUAAUUAAUUGACAUAUACACAA